UCUGCGCGAAGGACGUGCCGCCAUCCAACAUAGUGUCCAAAAUAAACGCCGUGCGUUCGGAAAUAGUGGCAUUUAUUGUGUGUAAUUAUUUUGACGUGUUAUUAACAAAAGUUUAUACGAUAAAACAUUGUGUUUUGUGGACGAUGGACGGUUAAAAGCGUUGUUCAGCGCACGGAUACUGUAAAGGUGGCGGUAGUCGCAUCAAUGGCCUGACACAAUGUUCAGAACGGCGUCAGUCGAGGGCUCUGGGCCGAGGACGCCGCCCGCUUACGCGCCCCAUCCCCCCUACGUACCACCCCGCUUCUUCCCCCCACGGAUACGUCCGCCGCCCCCUCAAUAUUGCUUUGAUGCAGCUCGCUUCGCGUGCGACGCUUCGAAGCCUAGAUACUUAGACGUUGAACGGGAAAGACUAGUGACGAGAUGGUUGGCGGAAGCAAACGAAGCGUUGGUCAGGCGAGAUCGACCGCCGAGGUACAAGCCUCGGAGCAGCGAAAGAAGGCCAGACUUCAUGCCAAGCGACCACCAGAGAAGGCCAAACGCUCCAGAAUGGGCAGACAACUUUUUAUUAGGGCGUAGGAAUGGUUCCGUCGAACCCGAGGACGAUAGUGAUGUGAUGACGUUGAAAGAAUUCGUAGAUAAAUUCUCCUUACCUCGAGUUGUCAAGUUUGAGGGGGAGGAUAGGCCAGUGCUUUUGUAUCGGGUGUUGGAAGCGCAUAGGAGAGUGGAGGCGGUACCUCUCUCGGGGAAGAAGGGCAAGCUGGUGGGAAAACCGCUGUAUAUACCGGAUUCUUAUGAUGGAUGGUUCUCAGCGUGCGGGUGCCGGGGCGGAGCGCUGGCGUCCCCCCGGGGCUCCAUCGCCGCUCUGCUUCGGGCGCGAGCUUUUGCUCUCGUGUCGCCGCGCGCCAUCUCUGCAUAUCGGGCGAGGCCGGCUUCCGAGAGCGGAAGGGUGGGGGCACAGUACGAGCGGGCGGCGGCGAGACCCGGUACGCCGCUGCGGCUUGCCGGUGUCUUCGCAGACGGCAGCAAGGCCAAGGCGCCGAAAUACGCACAGCUGAUCGAUCCGCAGGGGAAUGAGCUCUUCGUGCCUAUCAACACAAAAGGGGAGAUGUUCGAGGUAUGCCCGGAGGAGCUGUCGCCAGCGGAGUGGGAGGGAGCCGAGCCGACGUCGAGCCCGCCACCCGAGGCCGGGGUGCGGGCGCACCGGCUACCACAUCUGUUGAGUCUCUGGCGGCUGCCCACCAGGGUGCGGCUGUUAGCAGGCACCGUGCCGAUCGAGAUGGCACAUGAUGUUGGAGAUGAUCUUCUGCUGCGGGCAGCAGUGACAGAACCAGUUUUAGUUAUGUGCACCCUCCCGGAGUACGGUUCGAUGCCGUCUAGUCCAAGCAAGCAGGACCCACGCUACCACGCGAAGGAUUCCCUUCGACUUCUUCCUCUCAACAGUAGCAUAAAAGUUCGUAGAACCCAACUCGGUUUCGAGAACGAGAAGCGAAUGUUCCUAUCCGCCCGUCUACAGAAGGCACUAACAUUUUGUCAACUCAAUGUUGAUAAUUGGAUCAGGCAGAUCUCCUACGCAAACUCCACAGUCGUCAGCAAAGGGAAAACUGCUGAGGAACUCAUAAGGGAAGACCAUGAGCCAGUAAAAUUCGAGAAAGAACGUAAAUUUACAUUACAGGGACUUAAAAUAGAUACGUCAAGACUUUUUGGCAAAAGUGAGAAAGUACUCAAAGAUAUACCGGACGAAACGGAAGGAUCUAUUAUAUUUUUAAGUAAAAACGAACUCGAACACAUGAAUUACGACGUUUACAGCGAUGAUGAAGGUAAAGAUGAUAAACCUGAAGAGAAAAUUGAACAAGAACAAUUUUCUAGUGAUAAAAUGCAUGUUUUCAGAGAAGAUGCGGCACAGAAAAAGAAUAAAUGGUUUAAAAACCUAAAACUUUUAAAGAGUACAGAGAAAUUAACUGAUGAGAAAAUAACAGCUAUUGAGAAGAAUGAAAAGUUAACUGAUGUAAAAGAUCCGUUUGAUCCUCUAGGCGAAAAACAUAGUUCCAUAGAACGAUACCAAGAUAUGGCGAAACUCAUUGAAGAUAGGUUUGGUGCUUCUAGAAAGAACGAUGGAACAGCUGAAAAGAGUUACUCCUAUAAGAGCCUAACAACUUCUUCAUCUGAUAUGGGAACUAGUCAAUGCAGUUCCAGUCAUAAGAAACCGAUAUUGACGAAAUCGGUGUCAGUGCAAACAGGAAUGCCUGAUAGUUCUUACAACACAGAAGACAGUGGCAUCAAUAUGAAGCACGGACGUAAAAAUCUUAGUGUGGAUCAAAUAAAUUAUUGCGGUUCUAUGGAAAGUGAUACCAGUUCUGGUCGUAAAUUAAAGUCUUUGGAUGAAAACAUGCUCAAAAAGACAUCUGCUACAAAAUCCUCAACAAACCUCGAAAGGCGACAGAGAAUACAGCCUGACUUAAUUCCUGAGAAAGCUAUGGCUAAGUCAGAAUCCUAUAAUCAAAUACAAAGUUGUGAAGACAUUAACAUGUUUGGAGUCGGAUCUCUAUACAAUGAUAGUGAUUUCGAGAUCAACUAUAAACAACAUUCGUUUAUUACAGAGAAAUUAUGCUCAGAAUUUCACGUUAAAACGAAGAGAGUAUUGAGUAAAUCUACAUCAAAUUUACUGCACCCAAAAAAAUCUACUGAGAAAAAAGAAGGUAGUAACAGCAACAGCAUGCCGACAAAAACUGAACGUUCAAACGAUGCAGAUAAACUUGGUAAUUUUAGGAAAAAGAUUGAUAAACCAAGAGCUCCUACGCCCAAAUCUGAAAUAGAUGAAGAUAUAUCGACUGUAGAUAUUUCAGAAGAGGAACCACAAACCCAAGUAAAGAUUCGUCGAUCAAUUUCCUCAAUACAGAAACGUAAGCUUCCUGUCAUAGAAGACUUGCCUUAUGGUCAGGUAGCUGAUGCUGUUCAAAUUGAAGAAGAAAAGGUGGAAUCGGAUACCAAUUCUGAUAACAUUUAUGCUGAAAUAUGUACACCAAAUGGUAAUAAACCAAGUGAUGAAGAAAAUUACGAUAUUAAUGUGGAUGUAUUAGCGAAUGACCCUGUGAUUUGUAAUGUGAAAAAAGAAGUAAUUAUAAGAAACGAUGAACGGGCGAGACAGAUGAUUGAGAACCAAGAGAAUCCUUUUAGACAUAUAGAAGUAGUUGUAAUAGAGAAGACUACAGACUUCGAUUUAGAUAAUUCAAGCUUGGCAUCCAGUGAACUUGACGACAUGGGAAGUAAAAACGACGUGUCUAUAAAAGUAGAUUCCUGGGAACGCGACAAAGUUAACCACACGGAUCAGAAAAUUCAUGCAAUAAGAUUAGAAAUAACUAGCAAUAUGGAUGAUUAUCCGAAUGAAACUGAAAGUCAAAGUUUAGAAAGGACUGAAGUCCGACUAAGUAAAGAUAAUUGUUUAAGCUUUAGUAACAGCAUCCAUUUGAAUGGUACAUAUCCCAACGAGGCCAUCUACGAUACUUUAAAAUAGUUAGUUGAUAAAUUCACUGUACACUUUAGUCACAAAUUUG
Molecule: messenger RNA, 3551 nt
Organism: Achroia grisella
Lineage: Eukaryota; Metazoa; Arthropoda; Insecta; Lepidoptera; Pyralidae
Gene: B4
Exons: 6
Coding region: 218-3511 (1097 amino acids)
Source: RefSeq, a predicted model, not a curated record